This is a messenger RNA of Mus pahari (shrew mouse), 5556 nucleotides long. RefSeq names its product CXXC finger protein 4 (gene Cxxc4). Gene Ontology annotation, cellular component: nucleus. Bases 524 to 1627 code for a protein of 367 amino acids. Gene Ontology annotation, molecular function: methyl-CpG binding; zinc ion binding. The record is from RefSeq and is a predicted model, not a curated record. The transcript is spliced from 4 exons. NCBI's taxonomy places the organism in Eukaryota, Metazoa, Chordata, Mammalia, Rodentia, Muridae.
CAGCGACUGGAGACGGACCGGGAGCAACGCGCUGGGAAGAGCAGAGACCACCGACAACAGCCCCGCGCUCUCCCACACACGCUCACACUCGGCGCUUUCCUCUCCACCCCCACCUCCUCCUCCUUCCACCCCCUCCACUAACACCAUCUCCUCCUCCUCUCUGCAACAAGAAAAAAAAAGCCAUUUACAGGGGGUGAUGUGCAACUAAUUAAAGGCAGACUGGCAGCGUCUGCAAAUUCUAAGGCUCCCCAAAUAAAAAGAGACUGUUGUAACAGUUGGAGGAUAAUGCAAAGGAAGACGCUGCCUGAGAAGUCACCGUCUGUGGACAUGCGCCCCAGAGAGGACUAGAGCAGCCCUCACCUUGCUCUCCCCACCCGGAUCCCACUUUCCUGCACGGCCCGGCCCGUACCCCGACCCCACCAUCACCCGCUUCCCUCCUCCCCAUCUCUCCCCCUUUCCCACCCAGGUGUCGGACCAGGCGGUCCCCACUUCCACCCUGCACCCCUUCUUCCCCCCCUGCACCAUGAACACCAAUGUCUGCGUGGAGCCCGGGCCGAGCCCGGAGGCCCCGGGCUUGCCCAAGGAAAGCCACCUGCCCGAGGGGGCCCUGAACAGCCUUGUGGAUUACAACUCGGAGAUGGAGCGUUACCGCUCCUUUGCCACCUCCUUCUACAAGACCAACGGGGGCGCCUUCCCGCAGGCAGCCAAGAUCGCGCGCAUCACCACCCCCAUCUUCCCCAGCAGCGCCGCCGCCGCCGCGGCCGCCGCGCGCAUCGGCAUGUCCCCGUGGAACUGCGACAACGCGGCCACCGCCGCCGCCACCGCGAUGCUCUGGGGCAGCGGGGGCGGCGGCGGAGGCGGUGGGGGCGGGGGUGGGGGCGGCGGGGCCGGCAGGAAAUCCUCCUCGGCCGCCGCCUCCUCCUCCGCCUCCUCCUCGGCGAUCCUCCCCGCCGCCGGCGGUGGCGGUGGCGGCGGCGGCGGCGGUGGAAGCGGCGGCGGCGGCGGCGGCGGCGGCGGCGGCAGGACCAGCAUGCACCACCGGAACGACUCCCAGCGGCUGGGGAAGGCUGGCUGUCCGCCAGAGCCGUCGUUGCAAAUGGCAAAUACUAAUUUCCUCUCCACCUUAUCCCCCGAACACUGCAGACCUUUGGCGGGGGAAUGCAUGAACAAGCUCAAAUGCGGCGCUGCUGAAGCAGAGAUAAUGAAUCUCCCCGAGCGGGUGGGGACUUUUUCCGCUAUCCCGGCUUUAGGGGGCAUCUCAUUACCUCCAGGGGUCAUCGUCAUGACAGCCCUUCACUCCCCCGCAGCAGCCUCAGCAGCCGUCACAGACAGUGCGUUUCAAAUUGCCAAUCUGGCAGACUGCCCGCAGAAUCAUUCCUCCUCCUCCUCGUCCUCCUCGGGGGGAGCUGGUGGAGCCAACCCGGCCAAGAAGAAGAGGAAAAGGUGUGGGGUCUGCGUGCCCUGCAAGAGGCUCAUCAACUGUGGCGUCUGCAGCAGUUGCAGGAACCGCAAAACGGGACACCAGAUCUGCAAAUUUAGAAAAUGUGAAGAGCUAAAGAAAAAACCUGGCACUUCGCUAGAGAGAACACCUGUUCCCAGCGCUGAAGCAUUCCGAUGGUUCUUUUAAAGCUGUAGUGUAUCUUAUUUUCAAGGCAUUUGGGAAUGAAGGGCAAACUAAUGUCUUGUUUUAAGAAACCGCUUAGUCCACCAUUGAAGAAAUUAUCCAGAAAUUAUUUUCAUUUUAUGUAUAGGAAUUUCUUCAAAAAAAAUCAAAAAACAAAAAACAAGAAGAAAAGAAAACAACAACAACAAAAAAAGACACAUAAAAAUAACAGGGAAGUUUGGGGAAUUGGCCAGUUUAUUUACGUUCAAUACACUGAUUCUUCCUUUGAUGUAUUUAGCUAUACUAGUGAAGUUGUUGUCUAUUUUGAAAGUGGCUGUAAAAAAAAAAAAAUAAUACGUUUGGGUAACCCCCAACUGUAAAAUCAUGUAUCUUUGCAAAGUACAUAUCUAUACUUCAUUUUCAGAUAUAUGUGUUUCAGUACUGUAAACUGUACAGAUAGCAGCUUGUAUUUUGUGUGUUUAGACACAAGGAGACAAUCAUGUCUGAGCAUCUAUGGAGAUUAACAGUUUGUAUACAACAAUAUGGUUCUGCAAGUUAAAAAUCUGGAGCAAUAAAUUUUAGCUUUAAAUAUUUUUGGCCAGUUGUUUUUAGAAGCAGAAACAACACCGGUGGUUUUCAUGCAUCUUUCUGUAGAGACUUGUUGGCUGGUUUUUUCAAGACUAAAAGAUAAUGCUGCAUCCAGCAAAGACCUUCAGUUGUGUUGAUAUAAAAGGGAAAGCGACAAUGAAGGUUUCAAUUAAUCUUUUGAGCACUAUAUUAGAGUAGUGGUUAUGCACUUGCAUUGAUUACAAACAAGCUGUACAGAGGGUAUACCCCCAGAUAUUUAGUGUAGUUGACUUGUUUGGGUUGCACUGUAAGGGGAGUACGCUGAAUAGUUGGAAAAUGCAGAAUCAGUUGUAUCUUUUUUUUUUAAUUGAAAAAGUGUUUUCUAGGCUAACAUUAUCAGAUUAUAGAAAGAGAAAUUCAUGCCUGACACCACCUUUUUCCCUAGGCAUACACAGGUUGGUUGUUUAAGCAUUUUUAUUCUUUGAUUAUUAUUUUGCUUUGGGGAAGGGUAAGAAAAACAAAGCAGAGAGUAUUCAAAAUGUUUUAAUUCCAUGUAUGACACUGGAUGGGUAGGUUUAAAACAAUGCUCAAAUGCAUUGAAGCCUACUCUAAGGCAUGACUGGGCUUAUUUUCAAGUUCAAAAUAAUCAAGCACAUUUGUUAAAAGGGAGGCUUUUUUUGUUUCUUUAUCUUCCUUUCCGUCUCUCUCAGUUGGACCAGUAUUCUUUCCCAGUCUCAUGGAACACCCACUGCUUCCCUCCCCUUUCUUACCACUUGAAGCUUUCUUUUCAUGAAGCGAGGCCACAGUGUGAGGAAUUUCAUAAAAACAAGACAGCCCAACCCCCACCCAGGGGAUGCUUUCUAGAACCAGGGCUGCCUCACCCUGUAGAGUUGGUUUUCCUAGGACGGCCUUGCUUCUCAAACGAUGCCCAUCCCAAUAAGACAAACACUUUCAUUGAUUUAUUUUAAAAGCUAGCCUAAAAGAAUGGUUUCAGGAAUCAAACAUAGUUUCGGAAAGACACAAAGAUUAACAAAGUUGCCGGUUUAUUUACCUCUUUGUUCUUUAUGAUUUCCAGACAGGUUAGCUAGCCAGCUGAAUCAAAAGGAAAACAACAGGAGAGAGCGAUAAGUCAGCCACGACUUUAGAGUCUCAAAGGCUGGCAGAGGAAUAUUUUUAAAAUUUCAUUUUAGAUUUGAAUGGGAAGAGGGAUGACAUUUUUUUUCUAAAGGCAGGUCAAGUUACUAUGCCAUCAUUGGUCACCUGGAUGAGAGCAUAGUAGGGUUGUAUGAUGUGAGUGUAAGGCACCAGUGGCAGGAAUGUGCCUAGCUAGCAUACCAGUGCUUAAGGUCUGCAGUAUGGUUAAGCAGCCUUUGUGAGGAAAAUGCAUUAUGUAUUACACCUGCCUAUGCUUAAAGAGAGGGUGAAAUCAUCAAAAGGUAAAAUGUGCUGUAUAUUACCUUUGAGAUAGCGUUCUCCUCCAUGUGGAUUCCUUAGUGUUUGUAGCUAUAAUUUCUGUUUCCGCUGUAAGACCAAUGAGAGGUCUAUGAGUUCUUUAUUUCUUUAUUGUCCCACUGUCUGUCUGUCUGUCCGUCUAUCUGUGUCUCUCUUUACAAUUUUUAUUUUGUUUUAUUCUUAUUUUGCACAAUUUGUUAGUGAAUUAUGAGCACGUGAAAAUUUAUUUUCACACUUGAAUGGGACGCUUCCCUUGCUUAUGUUAAGGAAAAAAAUGAUUAUAAAUGAAACCAAUUUCCUUUCAGAUUGUAUUAGGCACACAAUAAGGACCUCAUAGCAAUGUAUGAAAAGCCAAAAACUCAAGGUGAUAUUGCAUGUCUUGGUGUAUUUUUCUGUUUGUUUGUUUUUCUGUUUUUUGUUUUUUUGGCUUUUGUUUUAAGGCAAUGAAUUUGUGGAUUGUAAAUGUGUUGUUUCACAUGGCAGUUCAUUUAAUUUUAAUUAGAGGAAUCUGUUACCAUGAUGAACAAUGUGGCCUUUUUUCUUUAAUAUUUUCUUACAUUUUCAUUAUUAACACUAAUUGCUCUUAUGCCACACACUUCUUAUGUUUCCCUUUAAACUUAGUUUACAAAAUGUAGGGUACAGGUAGAGUUCUCACUGGCGAUGGUGAAGAAAUGACCCUUCUAGAUUACCUCUAGUUUUCUUUCUCAAGUUUAUCUACAUACCUACAACUUGUAGCUUUAGGGCAGUGAAGGGGUGCCUGUGCAUUUUCUUUAUUCCAAAAAUGUAAAUGAAACAUAACUUUUAACAGCAGCUCACUGUGUGUCUCAUUUCCCAUACCAAGGAAAUUUAGAAUUUAGCAAUCAGAUUGUAGGUCAUAUAUAUACAACUUAAAAAUGACAUGCCAGACCAGAUGUUGCUCAAGCUGCCGGAGAAGUCCACGUACACAAGAGUCCAGUCUUAGCGGAUGCCCUUCCCUGGCAGCAUUUGAGGGGUGUGCAGGAGAACAUGUGGGCCGUUGGCACAUGGUGUGUUCAGCAGCUGCUCCCUCUAGCUAUUCCUUAGCACUCUAGAAGAAUCCUAUAAUGCAGUCCUCUGUCUUUAUUGACUUUCAGACUAAAGUGACUUUCUGUUGGAUUCCUCUUGUCCUCAUACAAGCAGAGGCACACUCACAAAGUAGUAUUGACUCCGUCCAGGUUACGUAAAUAGUAAACAUCUUCCCCUAAUGUAUGAGUAUGCAGAACGUCUCCUGGUUGCUUAACCUCAAACCUUCCAUUUCAUACUAAGCAAUCACAUGGAGUGAGAGACAACAGGCUUGUUAUGAAUUAAUAUUAAGUAAUCAUGAAAGGAAUGGAAUGUUCCAUCCUUUGUCAGAAGCCCUGGCGUGGAUGUUGUUCAAUUAGUGCUAAAGCAUAGAAAGACUAGCUGAUUGUAUCAGUAAUCAAAGAAUGAAAAGAGAGACACAGUUAAAUGAAGGCACGAGUCAGGGUCAAAUAUGUUGAGCAGAAAGCUGUAGUGGGUCUUUGAUCCUGGUGAGAUUCACAGCAAUAUCAAACAGUUGGUUCUCAUGUAACAACUCAAUGUUUCAGAUUUUGUUUUUUAUUAAAUUUGGCAUUUCACACUGAGAUCUGUAUUCCUAGCGAGUAGAACACAGCUACUGUGUUCAGAGGGAUUCCGUUCCACAAUUGACAAAUAGGUAUUUCAGGACAUGGGCCACCAAGUGUACUCCGUUCCCAGUGUCCUCCCGUUCUGAACUGUGCAGUUAUCGGUUACAUUUUCUAAUAGAUAUUUGUGUAAAGGUGUAUGUAAGCUUGUGCAGUUAUUUUAAAAAGCAGUUUUGGAAAACAGUGUAUUUAUUAAAGAAAAAAAUCACUUAUGGGGCAUGUACAAAACUGUAAAAAAAAAAAAUUAAAAAUCACUUCAAUUUGCCCAGUAAA